AUGGUCAACAAAGUUUAUGAAAGUUUUUUCAAAGAUCACUUUCCUGCAAGAACAGCAUUCCAAGUGGCAGCUCUGCCAAAAGACGGUGCCAUCGAGAUAGAGGCAAUAGCGGUGAUCGGUGAAAUGAUUGAUCUGAACCCAUAG
Molecule: messenger RNA, 144 nt
Organism: Soboliphyme baturini
Lineage: Eukaryota; Metazoa; Nematoda; Enoplea; Dioctophymatida; Soboliphymatidae
Source: the annotation of a GenBank genome assembly